Messenger RNA from Camelina sativa (false flax), 3422 nucleotides. RefSeq names its product F-box protein SKIP17. The record is from RefSeq and is a predicted model, not a curated record. Gene Ontology annotation, molecular function: protein binding. NCBI's taxonomy places the organism in Eukaryota, Viridiplantae, Streptophyta, Magnoliopsida, Brassicales, Brassicaceae.
AAGAAGAAGACUCUUUCAACAACGUUCUGUUCCACUUCCAUGGAUUCACCAAAUCCUCCCACUCAAAUCCCUAACUCGGUCCGUCCUGUUCCUGGCUCCAAUCAGAGCUACGCCGAUUCGAUUAUCUCAUCGCUCCUCUCGUUUCCCGAUUCCUCUUCGACCUCCAUUAGCUCCUCCUUCGAUCGAGUCCUCGACAAAUCUCUCGCCUCCGCUUCCGCUGAUGAAUCCGUUCAGGAUCGUCUCUGCGAUCGUACUCUCGAACUCGCCUCUCUUCUCCUCGAUUCCACUAAACGAUGCUUCCGGAAACGAGCUUCUGUUCACAAUUCCAAUUCCUGGUUCCUACCCCCAGAACUCACCAUCAAGGUGUUUUCGAUGCUUGAUACAAAGUCUCUGAUGCAAGCAUCUGUGUGCUGCACCAUGUUCAACAAAUGUGCCAUUGACCGUGUAUGUUACACCCACAUCGACCUGACAACGUCUGCUAGAUAUGCUGAUAAAGGAAUUGUGUCUACUGUGAUCAAUCGAGCUGGAAAAGAACUCAGAUCCCUCAAAAUUGGUCGUGUUGUUCGGGCAGCUGGAUCUGAUUCUGCCACGCCUUUGCUUAGCGGAUCAUGUCUAUCUACACUAGCCUAUAAUCAUGGUUUUCUUGGGAGUCGCUUAAGAAGCCUUCGGCUUUACAAUCUCAGACCGAUAAAAUACAGGUCCUUAUGCGAUGCGUUGUCAGUUUGUCCAAAUAUCACUGAUCUGAGGAUUGUUGGAUUGUAUAACAUUACCGAGGAGCUAUUUAACUCGCUGACAAUAAAAUGCCGCUUAAUAGAACACCUGUUCUUAGAGACCUAUGGUUAUCCACGUGCGUUAGAGACUAAAACAGGAUCAUCAUUGAUAGACUUUGUGGCCAACUGCCCCAACUUAACUUCUCUAACUCUCAUACGUUUUGGACUAACCGAUGAAUGGGCCCGAAAUCUUGUUGAGAGUUCUCGUAAACUGAAGUACCUGAAUUUGUCCAGAUCACCUACAAUCAAAGGUCGUUUUUUGAGGGAGUUAGGAAUUAGCUGCAAAGAUCCUCCACUCAAGACUCUAAUAUUGCGUAACUGUCCUAAACUACAGGAGAAAGAGGUGUUGGAAUUCUGUAACUCGAUACUCGCAGGGAACUUCAAAUCCAUUCGGCACAUUGAUGUUUCAAGUAACCGCGGCUUAGUUUCUUCAGUCAGGGGCAAGAGAUGUAACAAACCAAAUUUUCCACUGGAGAGGCUGAAAGAAGAAAAAUCAGAUGUCACAUUUGUGGCAGAAUUUCCAAUGACAAGUUCAAAAAAGCUCUACGAUGACGAAGAGUUGAGGCUGAUAGAGAUGAUGGAAGCUGACGACGAUGAAGUGGAUGACGAUGAUGAUUCGGAUGAUGACUCGGAAGAUGUAUCGGAUGAGGAUGAGUCAGAUGAUGAUGUCGGCAUGGGCUUUCAUGAAGAAUAUUUGUUAUGAUGAUUGUUGUUAAAUCGUCAGUUUUUAUUAUUGAGCUAGUUCCAACGGGAAGCUCUUCGUUUCUUUUUCCUCGAUAUUUAUUUGAACUGUGCACACAAACAUACGAAAUUUAUUAAACGAGUUAGAAAAAUGUGACAUUGUCGGUUAAAUUAUGAUAUGAUUUUUUGAUGAUUAAAAAUGUUGAGUUAAGAGUAAGAAUGGUUGCUUGUAAAAGAAACAACACACAAGAAUUGAUCACCGAGUUCACGGAUAACCGCUACGUCUCGGGGGAGAACUCUUGCUCCCAAGCUUCACUAUAUGAAAGAGAGAUUACACACACCAACUACUUGUGAGGUUGGUCUUUGGUUUACAGAUUUUGCACAAGAAGAACAAGGAUCACCAAUACAACAAGGAGGAAGAAGAAAGCUUGAAGAAUAAGAAAAACUGUCUCGUUUCUCUCGUAUCUCACUUUUUCUAGAAAGCUCCUUUUUGUAUAUCUUGUCUCACCUACCUCCACUUCUCAUAUCUUUGUAGAUAUUUUUAGUGUAGCAUAUGGAUCACAUUGUUCUUCUUCAUGUCAUUUUCGUAGGCCCAUUAAAGCCCAUAAUGUGUGUGUUUAGUCAAACCCAAUUAACAAAUCUCCACCUUUUGACAAACACCACACACCAACGACAUCGACAUUUCCGAAACGGCAAAACCAAUCUCUUCCCUUUGUCCUUUUGUGAAGCUUCUCAAUGUCACCGGAUCAUUGCCUCCUCCGGCGAAUUACUCCAGUGAACUCUCCCUUCUCCGGCUAACACCAAUGUUCUCGCCGGCAAUCAACUCCAGCUGCGUUUCUGCUCAAUCAUUCUCGGCGUUCUAGCUCCUCCUUGAAUUUGAGACAUCAACUUCAUCUUCUUGAAUGAAAUAAACGCAGCUCCUUCGAUGAGGCUUCUCUGGUGAAUCUCAUCAUUGCUUCCUCUGCAACUCCCAGGUACAUCCUAAUCUCUAUCUCUUAUCUCUUCACUCUGAUAGUUAGAGACUAGGAUCUUUGGAGAUUUGCAAAAAAUUUUGAAACUUAAAAGUUUCAAUUUUGAAACCAUUUUAGAUGAUGAGCUCCACCUUGUCAUCACCAGCAAAAUUCAUUGCUUCUCUCUUGAGAUCAUGUUCAACCUUUGGUAAGCAAUCUUCUCACCAGCUCCCCUUUUUUUUUCUUCGUGACUCCACCUGAAACUAGAGUCCCUGUGGUCGCUGCUCCUGUUCACCGGAUGUUGAGAAGCUCACAGCAAAGCUGGAACUUCUGACCAGGAUCAAUACUUGGAGACAACCCAGAACCUCCACUUGUGCCCGUUUGAGAGUCUCGUUGAGCUAUUGUAGCUUCCGCUUCUACAGUAGGUGGAUCUUUUAGUAGCUGCUCAUCAUUCAAGAUCUCUUUCAGCCCUAGGACACCAAAGUGAGCCAACAUUCUGACCUUCCACAAGGAGAAGUCACCUGUUCCAUCAAACCUGUCCACUUCCACCCUAGUGUUACUCAUCUUGUAAGUCUCCCAGAAACCCUAGACUUGAAUCUCUUUAGCAACCUUACACCAAGCCUGGCGCUCUGAUACCACUUGUUGAGUUAAGAGUAAGAAUGGUUGCUUGUAAAAGAAACAACACACAAGAAUUGAUCACCGAGUUCACGGAUAACCGCUACGUCUCGGGGGAGAACUCUUGCUCCCAAGCUUCACUAUAUGAAAGAGAGAUUACACACACCAACUACUUGUGAGGUUGGUCUUUGGUUUACAGAUUUUGCACAAGAAGAACAAGGAUCACCAAUACAACAAGGAGGAAGAAGAAAGCUUGAAGAAUAAGAAAAACUGUCUCGUUUCUCUCGUAUCUCACUUUUUCUAGAAAGCUCCUUUUUGUAUAUCUUGUCUCACCUACCUCCACUUCUCAUAUCUUUGUAGAUAUUUUUAGUGUAGCAUAUGGAUCACAUUGUUCUUCUUCAUGUCA